This is a messenger RNA of Phytophthora nicotianae INRA-310, 396 nucleotides long. RefSeq lists its product as hypothetical. The record is from RefSeq and is a predicted model, not a curated record. The transcript has a single exon. Bases 1 to 396 code for a protein of 131 amino acids. Lineage: Eukaryota; Oomycota; Peronosporomycetes; Peronosporales; Peronosporaceae.
AUGGACUCGAUGCUGAACAAGGCGAAAGAGGCGGCGGAGAAGUACACGGGCCACGGAGACUCGCACAAGGACGAGUCCAAGCUGCACCACAUGAAGCACGAGGCCGAGAAGAUGUACAUGAAGCAUGCCGCCAGGGACUACGCGGAGGACCACGGGUUUAUCAAGAAGAAGUACCACGAAGACGAGUCCAUUUUGGACAAGGCCAAGGAUGCUGUGAGUAAGGUCACUGGCCACGGAGAUUCACACAAGAAGAAGGAAGACGAAUCUUUCCUUGACAAGGCGAAAGAUGCUGUGGAGAAGUACACAGGCCACGGCGAUUCGCACAAGAAGAAAGAGGACGAGUCUUUCUUGGACAAGGCUAAAGAGGCUAUGGGCCAGUACACCCACAAGCACUAG